CUCAGCAGAUGCUGAACCUGCUGCAGUUCCAGCUGAGCGAGUGCUUUGCGAGCCGGGCAGCCAGGGACUCCACGCCGGCCUGACGUGGGAGAAGCCGCCUGCCCUUUGGAACGAGUGUUUCGCUCCUGUUCUUUCCCUGCUUUUGUACUGGGGCAAACGGUUGAGCGUUGACACAUUUAUGCAAAAGGCCUACUUCCGACAGGGCGUUGCCCUCCAGUACCUGGGGCGCCACGCCGAUGCCUUGGCAGCGUUUGCCUCCGGCUUGGCCCAAGAUCCCAAGAGCCUGCAGCUCCUGGUGGGGAUGGUGGAAGCUGCCAUGAAGUCUCCCAUGCGAGAGUCCCUCGAGCCAACGUACCAGCAGCUGCAGAAGAUGAAGUUGGACAAGAGCCCCUUUGUGGUGGUCUCCGUGAUUGGGCAGGAGCUGCUGACAGCUGGCCAUCACAGUGCCUCUGUGGUGGUUCUGGAAGCGGCCUUGAAAAUUGGCACCUGCAGCUUGAAACUGAGGGGCUCUGUCUUCUCUGCCCUGAGCAGCGCCUACUGGUCCCUGGGCAAUGCCGAGAAGAGCUCAGGCUACAUGCAGCAGGACUUGGACGUGGCCAAGACUUUAGGUGACCAGAUGGGCGAAUGCCGAGCUCACGGCAAUCUGGGCUCUGCUUUCUUCUCCAAGGGGAAUUACCGGGAGGCCUUGACUAACCACAGACACCAGCUGGUGCUUGCCAUGAAGCUCAAGGACCGAGAGGCCGCCUCUUCUGCCCUCAGCAGCCUUGGCCAUGUCUACACUGCCAUCGGGGACUACCCCAAUGCCUUGGCCAGCCACAAGCAGUGUGUCCUUCUUGCCAAGCAAGGCAAGGAAGAGCUCUCUGAAGCGCGAGAGCUAGGCAACAUGGGGGCAGUCUACAUCGCCAUGGGCGACUUUGAGAAUGCUGUGCAGUGCCACGAGCAGCACCUGAGGAUCGCCAAGGCCCUGGGCAACAAGCGGGAGGAGGCCCGGGCCUACAGCAACCUGGGCAGUGCCUACCACUACCACCGCAACUUUGACAAGGCCAUGUCUUACCACAACCAUGUCCUGGAGCUCGCCCAGGAGCUGGAGGAGAAGCCUAUUGAGAUGCGGGCGUACGCCGGGCUGGGUCACGCCGCCCGCUGCAUGCAGGAUCUAGAGCGGGCCAAGCAGUAUCAUGAGGAGCAGCUGCACAUCGCCGAGAGCCUGCAGGAUCGAGCUGCGGAGGGCCGGGCCUCCUCCAAUCUAGGGAUCAUCCACCAGAUGAAGGGGGACUAUGAGAUGGCCCUGAAGCUGCACAAGGGGCACCUCUCCAUUGCACAGGAGCUGAACGACUACGCAGCCCAGGGGAGGGCCUAUGGCAAUAUGGGCAAUGCCUACAACGCCCUGGGUAUGUUUGACCAUGCUGUCAAAUAUCACCGUCAGGAGCUGCAGAUCUCCAUGGAGGUGAACGAUCGGGCCUCUCAGGCCUCUACCCACGGCAACCUGGCAGUAGCUUAUCAAGCUCUGGGUGCCCACGAUCGGGCCCUUCAGCACUACCAAAACCACCUGAACAUCGCCCGAGAGCUGCGGGACAUCCAGAGUGAGGCCCGAGCUCUGGGCAACCUGGGAAACUUCCACUGCUCCCGGGGUGAGUUUGCCCAAGCAGCCCCUUACUAUGAGCGAUACUUGCAGCUGUCCCCAGAGCUGCAGGACAUGGAGAACGAAGGCAAAAUCUGUCACAACCUUGGCUACGCCCAGUACUGCCUGGGCAAUUAUGAGGAUGCCGUGAAGUACUACGAGCAAGACCUGGCCCUCGCCAAGGACUUGCAUGACAAGCUCAGCCAAGCCAAGGCGUACUGCAACCUGGGUCUGGCCUUCAAAGCCCUGGACAACUUUGGUAAGGCAGAGGAGUGCCAGAAGUACCUCCUGUCCCUCGCUCAGUCUCUCAACAACCCCCAGGCCACGUUCCGGGCCCUGGGCAACCUGGGUGACAUUGCAGUCUGCAAGAAAGACGUGGGCGGUGCCAUCAGGUUCUACGAGCAGCAGCUGAGCCUCGCCCAUCAGGUUGCAGACAGGAAGCUGGAGGCGAGUGCCUACGCGGCCCUGGGCUCAGCCUACCGUCUGUUGCAAAAGUACGACAAGGCACUGGGCUACCAUACGCAGGAACUGGAGGUAUAUCAAGAGUUGGGUGAGACGCUGGGUGAAUGCCAGGCACAUGGACACCUGGCUGCAGUCUACAUGGCCUUAGGCAAGUACACAAUGGCGUUCAAGGGCUACGAGGAGCAGCUGGAGGUGAGCCAGAAACUGAAGGACCCUGGCAUUGAAGCCCAGGUCUAUGGCAACAUGGGUAUCACCAAGAUGAACAUGAACGCCACCGAGGAGGCCAUUGGCUACUUCGAACAACAACUGGCCACUUUGCAGCAGCUGAGUGGGAGUGAGGCUGUGUUGGACAGAGGCCGGGCCUUUGGGAACUUGGGCGACUGCUACGAAGCACUGAGUGACUACGAGGAAGCCGUCAAAUACUAUGAACAGUACCUGUCUGUGGCCCAGAGCCUUAGCCGGAUGCAGGACCAGGUGAAGGCCUACCGAGGCCUAGGCAAUGGGCACAGGGCAAUGGGAAGCUUGCAGCAGGCCCUGGUUUGCUUCGAAAAGAGGCUUGUGGUAGCCCAUGAGCUUGGAGAAGCCUUUGAUAAAGCCCAGGCUUAUGGAGAACUGGGCACUCUACACAGCCAGCUGGGCAACUUCGAACAGGCCAUCUCCUGCCUUGAGCGUCAGUUGGGCAUUGCACGGGAGAUGAAGGAUCAGGCCCUGGAAGGGAGUGCCGCAUGUGGCUUGGGCAGUGUCUACCAGCAGAUGGCAGAAUAUGACACAGCACUCCAGUACCACCAGAUGGACCUCCAGAUUGCAGAGGAAACCAACAAUCCGGCUUGUCAAGGUCGGGCAUAUGGAAACCUGGGUCUGACCUAUGAGUCAUUAGGCACUUAUGAGAGAGCUGUGGUCUACCAGGAGCAGCACCUUAGCAUCGCAGCCCAGAUGAACGACCUGGUGGCCAAAACUGCCUCCUACAGCAGCUUGGGCAGGACACACCACGCCUUGCAGAACUAUUCCCAGGCAGUGAUGUACUUGCAGGAAGGAUUGAGGCUGGCUGAGCAGCUUGGGCGCAGGGAGGAUGAAGCCAGAAUCCGACACGGCUUGGGCCUUUCGCUUUGGGCGAGUGGGAACUUGGAAGAGGCGCAGCAUCAGCUCUACCGGGCCUCAGCCCUCUUUGAGACCAUCCGGCACGAAGCACGGCUUAGCGUCGACUAUAAGCUCUCACUAUUUGACCUGCAGACGUCUUCCUAUCAGGCCCUGCAACGAGUGCUGGUUACUUUGGGCCAUCAUGAUGAAGCGUUGGCAGUGGCCGAAAGAGGCCGGACGAGGGCCUUUGCCGACCUGUUGGUGGAGCGUCAGACUGGGCAGCAGGAUUCUGACCCUUACUCCCCUGUGAUGGUGGAUCAGGUCCUGGAGACAGUGAAUGGCCAGCGGGGGCUGGUCCUGUACUACUCACUGGCAGCAGGAUACCUGUACAGCUGGCUCUUGGCUCCUGGGGCAGGGAUCCUCAAGUUCCACGAAUGUUACCUUGGGGAGGGCCUGGCUGGGAACUCUGGGGACUUGCACGACAGAAGCUCAGGCCUGCAUACAGUUGCCGGCUCAGCCCUAGAGCAGCUCAGCUCCAGUGUGCGGGAAGCCCUGGGGGUGGAUCCCCAUUAUGUGAGAGCCUGUACCAGCAGCGAGACGGAGAGUGAAGCAGGAGACAUUAUGGACCAGCCUUUUGAGGAGAUGAGUAACAAGCUGAACUCUUCCAAUGACCCCACCGGCUUCCUGAGGAUGGUGAGCAGGAACAACCUCUUCAACAGGAGCUGCCAGAGCACGAACAGCCUCCUCACCAGCCCCGCAUCCUCCACACCAAAGGAGGAGGGCCUCACAUCCUCACUACCUCGAUGGCCGGAUUCCUCCAGCAAACCACCCCUCCGUGCCCUCUAUGACAUGCUGAUUGGACCCCUGGAAGGGGGUCUCAUGCACUCCAGUGGCCCAGUGGGGCGUCACCGGCAGCUAGUCCUUGUCCUGGAGGGAGAGCUGUACCUCAUCCCCUUUGCUCUUCUCAAGGGCAGCUCAUCCAACGAGUAUCUGUACGAACGCUUCAGCCUUAUCGCCGUGCCCUCCAUCCAAGCCCUGAGUGCCACCGCGAAGGGCCAGACCAAGAAAAAUGCCUCAGCUUACAGCAGCAACUCCUCCACAGCUGCUGUCAUUGGCAACCCGAAGCUGCCGCCCUCCGUGAUGGACCGGUGGCUGUGGGGGCCCAUGCCCUCGGCUGAAGAGGAGGCCUAUGCAGUGUCAGAGCUGCUUGGCUGCCAGCCCCUGGUGGGCAGUGUAGCAACCAAGGAGACAGUGAUGAGUGCGCUGGCGCAGGCUGAAUGUGUGCAUUUUGCUACACACAUCUCUUGGAAGCUGGCUGCCCUGGUCCUGACGCCCAAUGCUGAAAGCAUGACCUCCAGCAGCAAGGGGUCCUUUGGAAACUCUUACACCAUCCCAGAGUCUUUGCGCGUGCAGGAUGAUGCUAGCGACGUGGAGAGCAUCUCAGACUGCCCACCGCUGCAGGAAUUCUUGCUCACAGCAGCUGAUGUCCUAGAGCUUCGCUUGCCGGUCAAGCUGGUGGUCCUGGGUUCCUACCAAGAAUCCAACAGCAAGGUCACGGCAGAUGGCUUGAUUGGGCUGACACGGGCCUUCCUAGCUGCUGGUGCCCUCUGCGUCCUGGUUUCCUUAUGGCCAGUCCCAGUGGUAGCAUCCAAGAUGUUUGUGCAUACAUUCUACUCUGCCCUGCUGAAUGGGCUGAAGGCCAGCGCUGCCCUCGGUGAGGCGAUGAAGAGGCUGCAAAGCAGCACGCCGUUCUCCCAUCCUUCUAACUGGGCAGGCUUUGUGCUGAUCGGCAGCGACGUGAAACUCAAUAGCCCUUCUUCCCUGGUUGGGCAAGCCUUGACUGACAUCCUCCAGCACCCGGAACGAGCACGGGAUGCUUUGCGGGUCCUGCUGCAUCUGGUGGAGAAGUCCUUACAGCGCAUCCACAGCGGGCAGCACAACUCCAUGUACACCUCUCAGCAGAGCGUUGAGAAUAAAGUUGGCGGCAUUCCCGGCUGGCAGGCACUGCUGACAGCGGUGGGCUUCCGGCUGGACCCUCCAGCCAGUGGGCUUCCAGCAGCUGUCUUCUUCCCCACGGCAGACCCCGGAGACCGACUGCAGCAGUGCAGCAGCACCAUCCAGUCCUUGCUUGGUUUACCAAAUGCUGCCCUGCAGGCCCUCUGCAAGCUCAUCGCCGCCUCCGAAACAGGAGAGCAGCUGAUCAGCCGGGCUGUUAAAAAUAUGGUGGGAAUGCUCCAUCAGGUUUUAGUGCAGCUCCAGGUUGGAGAGAAGGAGCAAGAUUUCUCGCUGGCCCCAAUUCAAGUCUCCAUUAGCGUUCAACUUUGGCGCCUGCCCGGCUGCCACGAGUUCCUGGCGGCUCUUGGGUUUGAUCUGUGCGAGGUCGGGCAGGAGGAAGUGAUUCUGAAGACGGGCAAACAGGCCAGCCGCCGAACCAUGCAUUUUGCACUCCAGACUCUGUUGGCUCUUUUUGACUCCACAGAGCUACCCAAACGGCUGAGCUUGGACAGCUCCUCCUCACUUGAAUCACUGGCCUCAGCCCAAUCCAUCUCCAAUCCUGGGCCGCUCAGUGGCCACAAUCCCCCCUUCUCUCCUACCUGUCCAGACAGCCUGGCCUCUGAUGCCAUCUCAGUCUACAGCCUGAGCUCCAUUGCCUCUUCCGUUAGCUUUGCCUCCAAGCCCGAGGGCACAUCCGAGGGGGCCAGCUCCAGAGGGCACCAAGACUCUGAGAGAUGUAAGGCCAUUUAUCCACAAAGGGGCUCCUUGCCACAGAGCCACUUCUCGGCACAAACCAGAGCUUGCCCCGGCAAAGACGAAGAAGAGUACGAAGGAUUCUCCAUAGUCAGCAGUGAGCCUCUGGCAGGGUACCGGGAGAACCAAGGGGUAUUUUCCACCAACCACAGCCCCUCCCGGACUGCCCAGACCGGAGAAGUCAAGGGUUCUGUCAGCUUCAAGCAUAGCAUCAGUUCCCCAAACUCCCCAGUCAAAAUAACACUGAUUCCCAGCCCAAACUCCCCUUUCCAGAAGGUUGGGAGACGGGUGGGUUCAGACGUGGGUGAAUCAGAUCAUUCCAGUACAGAAACAGACAGCACCGUCAGGUCGCAAGAGGAGGGGAGUGGCCCAAAACUGGAUCCCCAGGAGCUGGCCCAGAAGAUCCUGGAGGAGACCCAGAGCCACCUCCUGGCCGUGAAGCACCUCCAGCACGCCAGCAGCCAUCGCUGCCCCAACCACCUGGGCAGAAGCAGUAGUCUGGACGACAGAGCUGCCUCACCCUCCGGGGCCACCUCCUUCCGGUCCUCAGAGACCAGUGCUUUCAGCAGGCCGCUGUGCUCCAGCAUCAAAGGUCAGCCUUCCCCUACCCCAGUGAGGCCUGAGCCCCUCAUUAGGAGCUCCUCACUGCCAACAUCCAGCUCUCGCAACAACAGCCCUUCUCCCUCUGAGACAUCCAUCAAGGAAGGCGCAGGGCAGCCAGCCCCCAGCCUGGACUCUUAUGGGCCUGUGGCAGAACAGCCCAUCUUCAGAAUGAAGUACCCCAGCUCGCCCUACAGCACCCACAUAUCCAGGUCACCUCAGAACAUCUCCCCGAGUUCAGGGCAUAGAUCUCCAGCAGGCAGCACUCCCUCCCCAGCCCUUUCCUACUCCUCUGCCAGCUCGGCCCGUUCUAGCCCUGCCAACCCGCCUGCCCUAGACAAGCUCAAGAUGGCGGCCAUUGAUGGAAAGGUACAGGCCAUUCACAACUUGAAGAUGUUCUGGCAAAAUGCCCCCCAGCACCCCUCGGGCCCCAUGAGGACCUUCCGGGGCUCUUCUGGGAAGGCCUCCAAGCGAGAUGUGCUGAGCCUGCUGAAUCUGUCUCCCCGACGCAGCAAGGAGGAAGCCGCUGACAAACUGGAGCUGAAGGACUUGUCUGCUCCCUGUCCUCCUCCACAGAAGAACUCUCCCAAUGGGCGCAGGCCUCCAGCUGACUCCGGCAGUGCUCUGGGGUCUGGCCGUCCCAUACGGCUGCCCUCUGGCAAUGGCUACAAGUUUCUGUCACCAGGAAGGUUCUUCCCUUCCUCAAAGUGCUGAAUCUCAAGUGGCUCGUUUGUUUGUUCACUUGGGUGGAGUUUCCGGGCCUUUUUUCCUGUCCACUUGCUUGAAAGAUACAGUACAGUGGGAAGUAGGUUGGGGAACUGGAGCCCAGCAAGAUGGAUUUGAGUAGAAGCUGGGCCUGUGGAUCUUGGUAAGCUGACAGCCAGCCCUUUGCUGUCUUCCUCUUGGUCACCACUCACCCAGGGUGCUGGGUAUGACUGGGUGGGGGAGGGAGGGGCAGAAAUUCUACUAGGCAGCGCGCACAAUUUUCCAUGAUGAGAGGUACAAGCCAUUUUGUCAGUGCUUCCAGGAAGGGAUGGGAGAAGGCUUCGCGCUGAUGGCCGGGUUGAGAAGCAAAACGAGGUCAUCUUGUCACAUGGAAAAGGACACGGCUGCUUCUGACUCAAGGGCCAACCCAGAGGCUCUCCUGGCUGGGCCAGGCAGACCACCUUGUUGCAGCACAGGAAUCUGCGGCAGGCUCCGUCCGCUGCCAAUCUCCAAAGGACUCUGGGGACUGGCUGGGCCAGGGCAAGCGCAUGGGACCUGCUCAGGGCCUCGGCUUGCGUGCUGAAGUGGGAAGCUGCUGUGCCUCAGGCAUCUUUCCUUCUCCCAGCUUUUCCCUAUGCUGCCUGCCAUAAGCACCUGUCUCUUCCCAUAUGAA
Molecule: messenger RNA, 7883 nt
Organism: Python bivittatus (Burmese python)
Lineage: Eukaryota; Metazoa; Chordata; Lepidosauria; Squamata; Pythonidae
Source: RefSeq, a predicted model, not a curated record